AAGUUCCGAGCCUUGUGCGUUUGUGGGACCCGUCUCACGAGUGCACGGCGUCUGUCGCGCCUCGGAUUUGGGUUCUGGGGCGUGACAGAUUUAGUGGUAUCAGAGCUUAGGUUUAAUUAAGAUUUUGGGAUGUCAAAGUCUAGGUUUAAUUAAAUACCUAGGAUUUGUUUUGGAUUUGGCUAGCCAAUGGAUCUUAGAACCGUGGUGAGACGAGUGAUGGGGUUAGACAAGGGACGAUUUUGAUUGUAAAUGUUGGUGAAAUUGAUCUAGUUCUGGAACUUUUAGUUUGAAUGAUAAACUGAGAUGAUAAUGAUAAAUCUGGAAUUUGUGUUUGGGGAUUUUAAAUGCUCUGUUGAUAAAAGUUCUUGCAAAAUUGAUUGACUUAGUUUUAUGGUUCCUUGUGUCAUUGUAUCUUCUGAUGAGGUAUUGUGCUUAGACUCAAAUCUGUUUUGCGUUUAGGCUUACCGUUUUGGGUGUGUGAUGAAGAGGGACUCUAAGCUUUUCAGCUCCUCCCCUCUUCUUCCACUCCGGAAAUCAUUUCCAAUUCUUGAUGCUUUUUGUUCUCUAAAUCUCCAGUUCCCUUCAGUUUUUGGAGUGGAUGAUGAUUUUAGUGUCUGUGUGAAUCUGCUUGUAAGCUUUUGUUUCAGACUUAAAACAAGUUAUUUUGCAUUCAUAAUGGUAAUUAAAUUGGUUCGUUUCUCGUGUUUCAAUCGUAUGACUCUGGUUCAAUACAUCUGUUUGAUACUUGAUGAUUUUUGAGUGGAUAACUUGAUUCGCCUGUGUAAUGAACUUAGAUGUGAAGCGACAAUGAUCAAUAAGGAAUUUUCAUGUCCUGACGGAAAUCCUUAUGGGAUUUGAGUCUAUAUGUUGUGUGUGUCCAUGUCAUGCUAGUGUCCAAGCUGUGGUUGAUACUACUUAGUUUCUGUACAUAUCCAAAUGCUCUUGCAGGAAAGGAUAGUGUUUCACACAUGAGUGAAAUUUUUCCUGCUAAAUAGUCUACCCAAUAUUUUUGCCUAGACUUGCUUCUAGAUGUCCAUACCUGAAAUUGCUGUUUUUGAUCUCAUUUCUGUGUUGUUCUAGGUGUGUUUGAGGCUGAUUGUUCCCUUGUUUUGGUCUUAAAUUGUCGUGGAAUUUAUACUAAACUCUGGUUUGGAACUACCUUAAUUUCUGAAAAAUUUCCAGCUCAAUCAAUAUGUAAUUGAUUUGAAUUCUAGCAACCUGAUCUGGGAGUAGUAUUAUGUACAUAACUUCUUCUGUAGAUGUUGGAUUAAAGCCAUUCCUGGUUUUAUAGAAAGCUAAGGGAUAGUGUUAAUUUUUCGAUUAAGCAUUCAAACCAGUUCUGCCAUGUCCAAGGAGAAAAUUUGGUUGUAAUCCUUGUGCUUAGAAUCUGACCAGUAUUUUGCCCUUUUAUUCAGCUGUUUUCUAGUCUGUUUUAGGCUAAGUUCAAGUGCGUUUGAGUUGCUAUUUUAGCUGUCAGAUGCUCCACCAUUUUGCGUGCAUAAGAAUAAAAUUGGGUGCUAAAA
Messenger RNA from Rubroshorea leprosula, 1523 nucleotides. The record is from the annotation of a GenBank genome assembly. Lineage: Eukaryota; Viridiplantae; Streptophyta; Magnoliopsida; Malvales; Dipterocarpaceae.